Aspergillus alliaceus is the source of this 456-nucleotide messenger RNA. RefSeq lists its product as uncharacterized. Bases 1 to 456 code for a protein of 151 amino acids. The transcript is spliced from 2 exons. NCBI's taxonomy places the organism in Eukaryota, Fungi, Ascomycota, Eurotiomycetes, Eurotiales, Aspergillaceae. The record is from RefSeq and is a predicted model, not a curated record.
AUGCCACAUUUCCAGAGACUAGGGGGAAUAGGUCUCCGUAUAGCGCGAUGUAAAGGUUGGCCGGAGGUAGAUCUGGGCAUUGAUAGUCUCCAUCAGUCAGAGUCCGCCGUUACCCAGGUUAUAAAAACCUCAGAACUUCAUCCGAUCUUUCACAAAAAGUCCAUUCGAAGUGCUCAGAGGACCCUGGACGUCGAGUUCGAAAAGUACGACAACUUCAAGCCACCCCAACAGGGCCAACCCGCUGUGGAACUAACGGCGAAGGGAUUAGGAUCUGUGAUUCUCACAAUCAGACUCUUGGCUGAGAUUCUGAACAAGGCCCCCGAGGAGGUCAAAGAUCUAUUCCGCUUGGCUUGCAAGACUGCGGCAUCGAAGCGGCCCUUCCGGCUUUGGGGCAGUUCCGCCAACUCGUGGAGAAAUAGACCCGCACAGUCCCAAGUCAACAAGCUAACACCUUAA